AGACGAUCCUUACCAAGGGAAUAUAGUACAUGCAGCUGGACAUAAUAUCUGGAGCUAUUAAUUAAAAGACUCUAUACACAAUUAAGGGGAAUUAUGUGUGCACAGAUCAGUGAGGAUGGUGGUGUGUAUGUUAUGACACCAGAGACGCCCUUCACACCCUCCGAUGCUGUCAGGGAGAACAAACACUCUGUGUACAGAAUGGGGUCGUAUCGUAGCAAGAAAGAGUCUCGUAACAUGGAGUACAAGACUGGGAGUGGCAGUUACGUCUGGAACACUCUCCCGGAGCACAUACAAAAGUACGGGUCAGCGUUCCUCAACUCUGGGGGCGGGACACUCUGCAUUGGGGUGGCUGACUCAGGUGAGAUCACGGGUGUGUGUCUGAGGGUGGAGGACAGAGAGAAGGUGAGGAAACUCAUACGACAAGAGUUCAUCGCUUUCACUCCGAGCAUUAGCGACGACCUUUACGAGAUUGAGUUUGUUCCUUGCAAUCGAGAUAAGUACUUUGUAAUAGAGAUUCAUGUCCGAGCAGGAGACCCCUCCGAGAUAUACAGUGACAGACACGAUAAGAUGUAUGUGAAGAGAGAUGGUUCACUGCAGGGUCCACUAUGGCCCAGGGACAUUGUCAAGAUUGUGGAAGAUAAAUUUAUGAAGGGACUCAUAAAAACUCGGGACAAGAAAGAGUCGAAAUGAACACUUAUCUACUAAAUGGCAUGGCAACCUAUGACUACUAUCACAAUCAAUAUCAUUUGUAUAUUAAUCUUGUCAGCAGUAUAUGAAACAAUAAAUUUUUGUUAUAAUAAUCAAGAAAGUGGUGGGCCUUGUCUACCCAAGGAAUUAAUGACUGUUGGAUAA
Molecule: messenger RNA, 852 nt
Organism: Halichondria panicea
Lineage: Eukaryota; Metazoa; Porifera; Demospongiae; Suberitida; Halichondriidae
Product: schlafen-like protein 1
Exons: 7
Coding region: 94-690 (198 amino acids)
Source: RefSeq, a predicted model, not a curated record